GGUGGGAGGGGAACGUCCGCUAGGUGUUGUGGUCCCGGGGCCGGGAGCACCUGGGUUAGCGACUGCGCAUGCCCAUUCGGACUCAACUACCUGAAUAAGGAGGGCCUCAGCAUCAGCUCAGACCAUGUGGACUGCAGAUGAGAUUGCUCAGCUGUGCUAUGACCACUAUCGGAUCAGGCUGCCCAAGCAGGGGAAGCCUGAGCCAAACCGUGAGUGGACAUUAUUGGCAGCUGUGGUGAAGAUACAAUCUCCAGCUGACCAGGCCUGUGGCACCCCUGAUAAGCCAGUGCAAGUGACGAAGGAAGUUGUCUCAAUGGGAACAGGAACAAAAUGCAUUGGCCAGUCCAAAAUGAGGGAGAAAGGAGAUAUCCUCAAUGAUAGCCAUGCUGAGAUCAUAGCCAGAAGGAGUUUCCAAAGGUACCUGCUCCAUCAGCUCCAAUUGGCAGCCACCCUGAAAGGAGAUAGUAUCUUUGUCCCAGGAACUCAAAGAAGACUGUGGAAACUCAGACCAGACCUUUUUUUUGUGUUUUUCUCCAGCCAUACACCCUGUGGGGAUGCCUCCAUCAUUCCAAUGCUUGAGUUUGAAGAUCAACCUUGCCCUCCUGCCAGCAGAGAUUGGGCCAACAACCCAUCAGGAGAAGCCAUUGGUAACCAGGAAGCUCCUGAAAAUAAAAGGAAAUGUGAAGACCUUGACAGUCCUGUAACCAAAAAGAUGACGCUUGAGCCUGGAACUGCUGCAAGGGAGGUCGCCAACGGUGCAGCUCACUAUCAGAGUUUUGACAAGUGGGGAGGUGGCCCAGUCCCACCAGGUGUCAGCAGCUCUAAUCUCGCUGUAGAAGGACUGGCCACUGUCACCAGAAUGGCCUCCAAUGGUGCCAAAGUGGUGGACAUUUAUAGAACUGGAGCCAAGUGUGUGCCUGGAGAAACUGGAGACUUGAGGAAGCCUGGUGCUGCAUAUCACCAGGUAGGGCUGCUCCGAGUAAAGCCAGGCCGGGGAGACAAGACUUGCUCCAUGUCCUGCAGUGACAAGGUGGCCCGAUGGAACGUCCUCGGAUGCCAAGGAGCACUGUUGAUGCACUUCCUGGAAGAGCCCAUCUACCUGUCAGCUGUGGUCAUUGGGAAGUGCCCAUACAACCAAGAAGCCAUGCACAGAGCACUGAUGGGGAGGUGUCAGAAUGUCUCAGCUUUACCCAAAGGCUUUGGAGUUCAAGAACUGAAAAUCCAGCAGUCAGAUUUGCUAUUUGAACAGAGCCGCUGUGCAGUGCAGGCAAAAAGGGCCAACAGCCCAGACCGACUUGUUCCUUGUGGGGCAGCCAUCAGCUGGAGUGCAGUUCCUGAGCAGCCACUGGAUGUUACUGCUAAUGGCUUUCCACAAGGAACAACAAAGAAAGGAAUCAGAAGACUUCAGGCCAGAUCCCGAAUCAGCAAAGUGGAACUCUUUAGAUCAUUCCAGAAGCUGCUGAGCAGUAUUGCAGAGGACAGGUGGCCAGAUUCCCUCAGGGUGAAGAAGCCAGAGACCUACCAGGAGUACAAGGAGGCUGCGUCUUCUUACCAGGAAGCCUGGAGCACACUCCGGAAGCAGGCGUUUGGAUUCUGGAUCAGAAACCCGCCAGACUACCACCAGUUUAAAUGAGAAAAAAACGUUUUCAAAAUGCUUGUUGGUAUCAGGACCCUUCACAUUGAACUUCCUUCUUCCUUCAUGCUGGACAAGACUUAGCUUUUCUGAUGGAUAAAUCAGGGGGAGGAAAAAAGCCUUCUGCCAGAGCCCUGUAUCUCUUUUGUGUAAUAUAGAUGGAAUCUGAAACAUAGAGCAAUCUAUACUUGAUUGAAGUAGCUCUCUGCUAAAAUGGCAUCUCACUAAUGACCUUGGUAUCUGACUUCAUUUGUGUUUUAUCGCUCUCUAAAAUAUGAAAUUAGAGUUUGGAACAUGACACUUUAAAAAUACUCUGCAGCAGCUCUGUUUGUGUUUCUGCAUUGAUCCAGCAAAUAUUUAUUGAACUGAAAUGUUGUUUGAAUCUCUGCAAGCUUUAUAGCUUCAUCUGGCAUAGUGAACAUAUACUUUGUAUUCCCAGCCUUUCUUCCUUUGGAGAGCCAUUCUUUUUCCAUUUUUCAGUAAUACUGCUCAAUCCAUCAGACUUGGUUGAAGCUAACCUUACUCCCUGGCUCCAGGACUGAGCCUGUGAGCCAGCCCUGAACAGUCCUGAACUUGUUCUCAGAGCUAUCAGGAAAGAUUCUCUUUUGAUCCAGAGCUGUAAGAGUCACAUAAUCUUGGAACUGCUGAUGGUCAUCUUUUUCUACCACAUAGAUACAGCCAGCUGAGAAUGAAGGCAACAAAGAAAGAAACAGCCAAGGGAAUCAAAGCUCUAGUGAUGUUGUUUGGAUGCCUGAAGCCAGUGCCCAUUCUGGACUUCAGUUAUGUGAGACAGAUUCCUGUUGUUGUUUUGAGUAAGCCUGUUUGAGUCAGUUUUCUUAUUUCCAACUGAAAGAGUUCUGUGUAAAAGGCCAAAAGUCCCUACAGCAAAUCAGCAACAGACCUUGCAACUUGUUUUGUUUUAACUAACAUCUAAUAUGUAACUCCCAACUACUUCAUGCCUUGAAUGACUGGCUGAAAAUGGAAACUUUCCAUGUUGGGGUUACUCAAUGUACUUGUUGGUUCUUCAGCAUUUUUCAUAGCUUUAAAUAAAUAAUAGCUUUAUUGAAAUUAAAA
Messenger RNA from Galeopterus variegatus (Sunda flying lemur), 2707 nucleotides. RefSeq names its product adenosine deaminase, tRNA-specific 1 (gene ADAT1). The transcript has 11 exons. Gene Ontology annotation, molecular function: RNA binding; adenosine deaminase activity. The record is from RefSeq and is a predicted model, not a curated record. NCBI's taxonomy places the organism in Eukaryota, Metazoa, Chordata, Mammalia, Dermoptera, Cynocephalidae. Bases 125 to 1633 code for a protein of 502 amino acids. Gene Ontology annotation, biological process: RNA processing.